AUGCCAGUAGCUGAUGAUAUCCAGUCCUCUUGGGCUGAUGAGGUAGAAAUUGAUCAGGGGGCUCUGCCACCACCUUCUGAGGUAGUUGAAAAUGGUUUGAAGAUUGUCACUGAAUAUAAAUAUGACAAUGACAACAAAAAAGUCAAAAUAGUUCGAACAUAUAAAAUUGAAAAGCGAGUUGUAUCAAAGAGCAUUGCUAAACGUAAGACCUGGAGUAAAUUUGGUGAUUCUGCUAAUGAUAAACCAGGGCCUAAUCCUGCAACAACCAAUGUUUCUGAAGAUGUGUAUAUGCAGUUUAUCACCAGUAAAGAAGAGAGCCAAAGGACUGAUGAUGGUGAACUUGAUGGUCUUAAGCCUCAAUCAAGCAGCGUCAUCUAUAAAUGCCGUACAUGCCAAGGUGAACAUUGGACUUUGAGUUGUCCUUUCAAAAACAGUGAGAUUGUAAUGGCCAAGGCUAAUGAAGCCGCCAAAGCAGCAGAAGUGAAAACGACCACGACUAAUAAGUACAUAGCGCCGAACUUGCGGGAAGGUGCUGCUCGAAACUUGCCCCGUGAGCCGCCGGGCCCUCGACGCGACGACACUACUGCCAUACGUAUAUCCAAUCUUAGUAACUUUGCGGUAGAGGCCGAUCUUGAUGAUCUUGUUCGUGGAUUUGGUCCAGUGCAAAAACUUUACCUCGCAAAGGAAAAGAGUACUGGCCAAUGCAAAGGCUUUGCCUAUGUACAUUUCAAGUUUCGAGCUGACGCUGCAAAGGCUAUUCAAACCCUCAACGGAUAUGGUUACGAUCAUUUAAUUUUGAAUGUUGAAUGGUCUAAGCCACCACAAAAUAAUUAA
This is a messenger RNA of Parnassius mnemosyne (clouded apollo), 834 nucleotides long. The record is from the annotation of a GenBank genome assembly. NCBI's taxonomy places the organism in Eukaryota, Metazoa, Arthropoda, Insecta, Lepidoptera, Papilionidae.